Molecule: messenger RNA, 738 nt
Organism: Stegodyphus dumicola
Lineage: Eukaryota; Metazoa; Arthropoda; Arachnida; Araneae; Eresidae
Gene: Atg8a
Product: GABA type A receptor-associated protein autophagy-related 8a
Source: RefSeq, a predicted model, not a curated record
AGUAUUAAUGGUCACAUGAACGUGACGCGCCAUUAAAUACUCGUAGGUCAUCUGGUCUGGAUUUUUGACUGAGGAAGCUGUACUGAGAAGCUUUGUCUAGCAUUGUAUUCGAUAUAACUUUGAUUUGCCAGAUUACCUCUAACACUUUUUCAUCUUUGAAAAGUAAACAUGAAAUUUUUGUACAAAGAAGAGCAUCCUUUUGAGAAAAGAAGAGCUGAAGGCGAAAAGAUAAGGAGGAAGUACCCAGACAGAGUUCCCGUUAUAGUAGAAAAAGCUCCAAAGGCACAUAUUGGAGAUCUUGAUAAAAAGAAGUAUCUGGUACCAUCAGAUCUAACAGUUGGUCAGUUUUACUUUCUUAUCCGAAAGAGGAUUCACCUGCGACCUGAAGAUGCUUUGUUUUUCUUUGUGAAUAACAGCAUUCCUCCAACCAGUGCGACAAUGGGUUCAUUGUAUCAGGAGCACCAUGAAGAAGAUUCCUUUUUGUACAUAGCAUAUAGUGAUGAAAGUGUUUAUGGAUUUCAGUAAUGCUAAUAAACCACCGGUUCUUGUUUUGUGUAUUUGUAAAUGUCAUCGGAAGCCUGCAAACAGUUCAGAGAUGCAAGCAGAAUGUUUAAUUUUAUUGCUUAUUAUUGUGAAUUAUUCCUUAUGUUUGUGUUUAGUUCAAAAUUAUGUAUUUUUAUUUUAUGGGAAAUAAAGUGAUGUUUUAAGUCAUAUGUUUAAUUACAUAUGUAAAUGUUA